Molecule: messenger RNA, 1280 nt
Organism: Pangasianodon hypophthalmus (striped catfish)
Lineage: Eukaryota; Metazoa; Chordata; Actinopteri; Siluriformes; Pangasiidae
Product: histone-lysine N-methyltransferase Smyd1-like
Exons: 7
Coding region: 1-1017 (338 amino acids)
Cellular component (GO): nucleus
Molecular function (GO): protein binding
Source: RefSeq, a predicted model, not a curated record
AUGAGGGCGGAGAUUCCGUCUGAUGGUACAUGUUUAUCAGAAAUAGAAAGAAAAAAUAGCAAUAUCGAAUUCCCUUCUUUGUUGUCUUUGGGUAGACUUGCUGCUCGUAUUAUGUGGCGUCUUGAUAAGGAUGGAGAUGUGAUCUCAGAGCUUCAGCUCACUAAACUGAAUGACCUGGAAGACCAUAUCUCAGACCUCCCUGAGAUGGACAUGAAGGAGCUCAAAGUAGAUAUUCACAACUUCUUGGAUUACUGGCCCAGAACAAACAAGCAACACACCGUUGACAGCAUCUCACACAUCUUUGGAUUGAUCAACUGCAAUGGCUUCAUGGUAAGUGAUCAUAAAGGUCUGCAGGCGGUGGGUGUUGGUCUCUUCCCCAACCUCUGUCUGGUCAACCAUGACUGCUGGCCAAAUUGCACAGUCAUCCUCAACAACGGCAAUCACUCUGCCACCAAUACUAUGUAUCAUACUCAGAAGAGGUGGGUCUGCUUGGCCACAAUUAAUCGGCCAAGUUCUUCGUUUCUUGUUAUCUUCUGUUGGUUCAAUCAAUACCUCACUUCAUCAAAGGUACCAGACGAGAAGGUGAAGGAAAUAACAGAAUAUAGUCAGGAGAUGCUGAAGAAGAUGGAGAAGGCCCGUAUAGAUGCAACUACUGCAGCUACUUAUGCGCGCAAGAUGGUGGACGGAUACACGAAACUAUACAAUCCAAACAAUGCCCAGCUAGGCAUGGCUAUAAUGAGAGCAGGAGUGACCCACUGGCAGGCUGGACAUAUAGAGGUGGCACAUGGCAUGAUCUGCAAAGCAUAUGCCAUUCUCCUGGUGACUCAUGGGCCCACACAUCCCAUUACUAAGGACUUAGAGGCUAUGCGCACGCAGACAGAGAUGGAGCUGCGCAUGUUUAAGCAGAAUGAGUACAUUUACCACACCAUGCGUGAGGCAGCGCUUAAAAACCAGCCCAUGCAGAUGAUGCCAGAACCAGUUGAGGAGGGAAUCAAGAGUCUUUUCCGCAAGAAGUGACCUCACACAGCUCACACAUUACCAUCCUCACUAUUACUCAGUAUGGAUUUCAUCACUGUGACUUAAGAUACUCAGACCAGUUAUCAGUAUAACUGACAGCUAUUUAAAACCACAUGCAGUACUUUUCUGGAUUUUAUUAGUUAAUAUAAUCAAAAGCAUAGGUUUUAGGCUGUAUUUUAUAGGUCAUAUAAUUCUUUUUGAUUUAAUAGCCUACACAUUUUGAAUUGUGUAUUUUGUAAAUAAAGAGUCAUCACCAGUUGAAA